This is a messenger RNA of Glycine soja, 1496 nucleotides long. Its product is annotated as ALA-interacting subunit 3-like. The coding region runs from base 187 to 1221 and encodes 344 amino acids. The record is from RefSeq and is a predicted model, not a curated record. NCBI's taxonomy places the organism in Eukaryota, Viridiplantae, Streptophyta, Magnoliopsida, Fabales, Fabaceae. The transcript is spliced from 9 exons. Gene Ontology annotation, cellular component: plasma membrane; endoplasmic reticulum; Golgi apparatus.
GUGUGAUUUGUAUUUGUAUUUGUUUGACUGGUCUUUGCUGCUCUCUCUCUCUCUGUCUGUUCUUUCUUUGAAGAGGGAGAGAGAGAAAGGGUCACCGGCCGCCCCCGCCAAUUGAACCCUCCUCCCUCUUUCCUUUCUACAAUAAAAGUCAAUUCCCAGAGCCACCGGCCCAAACGUUCUUUGGCCAUGUCUACGUCCGACGCUGGAGGUGCUGGAUCCAAUGAUUCCAAUGCUACCAGGAGACAAAGCAAGAGACCCAAGUACUCAAAGUUUACUCAACAAGAACUUCCAGCAUGCAAACCUAUUCUCACACCAAGAGCGGUUAUUUCAGCAUUCUUGAUUGUCACCAUUGUGUUCAUUCCCAUUGGAGUUGCUUCAUUAAUUGCUUCGCAUGAUGUUGUUGAAAUUAUUGAUAGGUACGACUCACACUGCAUACCAUCAAAUGUGACAGACAAGGUGGCAUACAUUCAGACUCCUGGAGAAAAGCCAUGCAACAGGCAGCUAACUGUGGAAAAGCGUAUGAAAUCUCCUAUCUAUGUUUAUUACCAGCUUGACAACUUUUACCAGAAUCAUCGACGGUAUGUUAAAAGCCGAAAUGAUGAUCAGCUGAGGGAUUCUGGAAAAGCAAGCUCAGUAAGUGGUUGUGAACCUGAAAAUAAUGUAAAUGGAAUGGCAAUUUUACCUUGCGGUCUUAUAGCUUGGAGCUUGUUCAAUGAUACGUACAGCUUCUCACGCAACAGCAAUAAUUUAACAGUGAACAAGACAGGCAUCUCAUGGAAGAGUGACAGGGACCACAAAUUUGGAAGUGAUGUUUUUCCUAAAAAUUUCCAAAAUGGUCCUAUAAUAGGUGGUGGUGGCCUCGAUGAAAAUGUACCUUUGAGUCAGCAUGAGGAUCUUAUUGUUUGGAUGCGAACUGCUGCUUUGCCAACUUUUAGGAAGUUGUAUGGAAAGAUUGAGGUGGAUCUAGAGAAAGGCGAUGUCAUAAACGUGAAUUUGCAUAACAACUACAACACAUACAGUUUUAAUGGCAAGAAGAAGCUUGUUCUGUCAACUACUAGCUGGCUCGGUGGAAAGAAUGACUUCCUUGGCAUUGCUUAUCUCACUGUUGGAGGACUGAGCUUCUUUUUGUCAAUGGCCUUUACCGUUGUAUAUCUUGUCAAGCCAAGGCAACUUGGAGAUCCCUCUUAUUUGUCAUGGAAUAGGAGCCCCGGAGGGCACUGACCAAAGAAACUUGAUGUUCCCAAGAUUUACAUUGCUUGUGCAUUAUGCAAACUACAGUUGCGUUUGUAAUUUUGUACAUCAAUACUCAUACAUGCUAAUAGUUAGGUGUUAUUAUUAUCCUCUACCCCAAAAAAACAAAAUUCUUUUAUUGUUUUUCGGUCUUUUGCAUCAGAAUUGGUAUAUCUUGUAUUUUAAGACAAAAAUUGGCCUAUACCUAUAUAUUUGCUAGUUACUUUUAUUCAAUUUGAGAAACAUAGGAAAGUUCCUGCUUGGUA